Molecule: messenger RNA, 4829 nt
Organism: Ahaetulla prasina
Lineage: Eukaryota; Metazoa; Chordata; Lepidosauria; Squamata; Colubridae
Gene: MAN2C1
Product: mannosidase alpha class 2C member 1
Exons: 26
Coding region: 121-3279 (1052 amino acids)
Biological process (GO): oligosaccharide catabolic process; mannose metabolic process
Molecular function (GO): carbohydrate binding; alpha-mannosidase activity
Source: RefSeq, a predicted model, not a curated record
UUCUCGGCCUAUUGCGAUGCGUUCUCCCGCAAGGGUCGGAACCUUUGUAACCCUCUGAAGGGUCCGACGGAAUGAUUUGGAAGCUGGACCAGAAGGACCAACUUUGGUGCUGAAGAAGGCAUGGCAGGAGUGGGGAGCGAUUUAAAGUCCUCGGUGCUGAAGCACCGGCGCACGACCCUCGAACGGGUGGAAAAGUUUAUUUCGCAGGAUUAUUUUGUGGACUGUAACCUCCGGGGAAGACUGUUUGGUGACACAUGUGCAUUGGCCUCUCUGUCUUACUUUGAAACUUCUAAACGAAUUCCAUACAGUGAAGCUAUCAGAGAAAAAUUCAGCCCUAUUAAAGUUGGAGAUAGUUUUGGACAGACUUUCAGUGUCACUUUUCUAAGGUGGCACACCUGCUGGUUUAAAGUAGAACUCAGCAUUCCCAAGAAAUGGACUGGAAAGGAAGUGCAUCUUCUUUGGGAAAGCGAUGGAGAAGGAAUGAUUUGGAGGGACGCUCAGCCCAUUCAGAGUUUGACUCGAGAAGGUGAGAAGACCAGCUACAUGCUGACAGACAGUCUAAAGGAGACCGACUCUCAUGGCUUCACCCUCUAUCUGGAAGUUGCCUGCAAUGGUCUCUUCGGAGCUGGGAAGGGCAGUAUGAUCGCACCGCCAGAUCUGGACCAAACGUUCUCCUUGAAUAGAGCAGAGCUGGUGGUUUACAACCAGGAUGUCCAUGAGCUUCUGGUGGACUUUGAAAUCCUCUUGGACAUGGCCAAGCUCCUCGGAGAGGAAAACCAGCGGAGCUUCCAAGCGCUUUACGUAGCGAACCAGAUGGUGAACCUGUGUGAUGUCAACAACCCGGCAACCUUCCGUGCGGCGCAUGAACUGGCCCGCUCUGUUUUCUGCCAGAAGAACGGAGAUAGCCAGCACAUCAUCCAUGCCAUGGGCCACUGCCACAUUGAUACUGCUUGGCUAUGGCCUUACGAGGAGACAGUCCGUAAAUGUGCACGCAGCUGGGUAACUGUCAUACGGCUGAUGGAGAAGAACCCGGACUUCAUAUUUGUCUGUUCACAGGCCCAGCAGUUUGAAUGGGUGAAGACCUAUUACCCUGGCUUGUUUGCUGCAAUUCAAGAAUUUGCAAAAAGAGGACGCUUCAUACCGGUCGGGGGAACCUGGGUAGAAAUGGAUGGAAACCUUCCAAGUGGAGAAUCCAUGGUUCGCCAGUUCCUGCAGGGACAGCGUUUCUUCCAGCAGGAAUUUGGGAAGCUGUGCUUAGAGUUCUGGCUGCCUGACACAUUUGGUUAUUCAGCACAACUGCCACAAAUAAUGUGUGGCUGUGGGAUACGUCGUUUCUUAACUCAGAAGUUGAGCUGGAAUCUGGUGAACACUUUCCCGCACAGCACCUUUUUCUGGGAAGGCAUAGAUGGAUCCCAGGUUUUGGUUCACUUCCCUCCUGUAGAUUCCUAUGGAUUGUCCGGUCGUGUGGAUGAGAUGUUGAAAACGGUGAAGAAUAAUAAGGACAAGGGCCGCAUGAAUCACAGUGUCGCUCUGUUUGGGUUUGGAGAUGGAGGAGGGGGCCCUACCCAGAAGAUGCUGGACAGGCUACAGAGAAUGAAGGAUACAGAUGGCCUACCCAGGGUUCAAAUGUCUGUCCCAGAUCAAUUUUUCUCUGCCCUGGAGAAGGAAAAGGCUCAGCUGUGCACUUGGGUUGGAGAACUGUUUUUGGAGCUGCACAACGGCACCUACACAACUCACGGACAGAUUAAAAAGGGAAACAGGGAAUGUGAGCGUUUACUCCAUGACAUCGAGAUCCUGAGUAGUUUGGCUCUGGUGCAGAAACGUUCUUUCCAGUAUCCUUCUGCUCAGCUUCAGCAGCUGUGGAGGCUCCUGCUCUUGAACCAAUUCCAUGAUGUCUUGCCAGGCAGUUGUAUCCAGCUUGUAGCAGAGGAUGCCAUGCGGUACUACUCAGAAAUUCGCAGUUCUGGAGCCCAGCUUCUGAAAGAGGUCACCCAUUCUUUGUGCGGAGAACUGUUGGCCAGCAAGGACCAGAGCAGCGAUACCAUCCUGGUGGUCAACACUUUGCCAUGGGAAAGAACCGAAGUCGUUUCCAAAACUGGACCGCAAGGAACUGAGGCUUUAGCUUUGGUGACUGUUCCCAGCCUGGGCUUCUGUGCUGUUCAAGAGUCAUUCUCUCCUCCACAUCCUGUGACCGUCAAUAAAGAGGCAGAUGGUUCUGUGACGUUGGCAAAUGGUAUCAUCCAAGCCUGCCUCGAUCCUUUGGGACGGAUGGCGUCCCUUUCUUUACUACACCCAAAAAGAGAGGCUGUUCCGGAGGGUUACCAGGCCAACCAGUUUGUGAUCUUUGAUGAUGUCCCUCUGUAUUGGGAUGCCUGGGAUGUGAUGGAUUAUCACCUGGAGACCAGGAAGCCCAUUACCCAUCUCCUAAAACCCCUGGAAAUUUCCACCCUGGGUGGCCUGCGGGGCAGUGUGACUUUCUCCCUGCAGCUCAGCGAGAGGAGCAUCUUAACCCAAGAGGUUAUCCUGGACGCAGCGAGCCCUUACAUCUCCUUCCGGACUCAGGUUGACUGGAACGAAGCUCACAAGUUCCUCAAGGUGGAAUUUCCAGCCAAGGUUCGGAGCCCAAACGCCACUUACGAGAUCCAGUUUGGCCACCUGCAGAGACCAACACAUUGGAACACAUCCUGGGAUUGGGCCCGGUUUGAGGUGUGGACUCACAAAUGGGUAGACUUGUCUGAGCACGGCUUCGGGGUUGCCUUGUUGAAUGACUGCAAAUAUGGCUGCUCGGUCCACGACAACGUGAUGAGCCUGUCCCUGUUACGUGCUCCAAAGUCCCCUGAUGCUACUACAGAUAUUGGGCGUCACCAGUUUACCUAUGCAGUGAUGCCUCACCUGGGUUCUUUCCAAGAAGCUGGGGUAAUCCAGCAGGCCUACAGCUUGAAUUUUCCUCUUCAUGUCACGAAGGGCGCUCCUCCUGGGCCAUAUCCAGUCUGGAGUGCCUUCUCUGUCCUGUCUCCAGCUGUUGUCCUGGAAACGAUGAAGCAGGCUGAGGACAGAUCAGAUGCCUUGGUCAUCCGACUUUACGAGUCCUACGGCAGCACCGUUGACACCUGGCUCCAAGUGGGCUUCCCGAUUCAAGAGGCAGUCAUGUGUGACCUCCUUGAAAGACCUGAUCCCAACACCUCCUUGGUUCUGGAAGAAGAUCUGUUGAAGCUUUCCUUUCAGCCCUUCCAAAUACUCUCUAUCCUGCUGGUCUUGAAAGAACAGAGCAGGGAUUAAGGCUUACAACAGACUGCCUGCGAUGACCCGGGGCAUGGCACAGAGGCAACACAGGCAGCUGGCAGUUCAAACUGCCCCUUGAUUGCUCCGAAUUCCCCCAAACGCUCCCACGUUUCUGGCAAGUCCCAGAGCAGAGUGAUGAUAUGCACACACACACACACCUCAAGCAGCCUCUCUCUGCAAAUAGUCCAGUCCAAUGCUGUGAGCACCACGCCUGCAGGGCAAGAAAUCUAACAGUCAAGUCGAAGAGUCCGGGAAGCAAAGGAGCAAGGCAAGGAAUCAAAAAAUCAAGGCGGAGGAAUGCAAGGAAUCCAGGAAAGUUCAAACAUCGGCACUCAACUCAUCCAUUAAUUCAGCAUUUGUUCCCGACAAAUGCCCUUCCCCGCAGUGUCUCCUUAAGUCUCAGUCCCCAGGUGUGCCUUGUGAAAAGGGGCGGUGCACUCUCUUCCUGAGUAGAUGAGUCAGUCUGUGCUGUUCUCGCCUUCUCUCCACUCUCCGUGCUCGAGGAUCAGGAGGGGGCGGUCCCUGCUCAUCGCCUGAGCUGUGUCUCUCACGUUCACUGCUUAGCCUCUCUUCUUCUUCCUGCCCGUUCCUUCCUACAAGCCGUUCUAAUCCUGAAAGGCCCUGCCUGACUGGGCCUGCUCCUCCUCAUCUUCCUCUGAAGCCAACAAAGCCACCCCUUCAAUCUCUGUCAGCUCCAGUUCCAGCUCGUCUUCCCCCACAGAUUCAGUCUCCAAUGGGGGCACAACACUGCUCUUCUAAGGACUCCUCAACUGGACCUUCUGUUGCCUGCCUAACAGAGAGCGAAGAGCCCCAUGGACGGAUUACAGGGAUGGGUUACAGGUAGUCCACAGUUUAUGAUCACAGUUGGGACUGGAGCUUAAGAGCCGUGGUGGCAAAGUGGCUAGAAUGCGGCAAUGCAGGCUAACUUACUGCCUACUGUCAACAGUUCGAUCCUGACCGGCUCAAUGUUGACUCAGCCUCCGUCGAUAAAAUGAGGAUCUAGAUUGUGGUUUGGGGCAAUAUGCUGAAUCUGUAAACCGUUUAGAGAGAGCUGUGAAGCGGUAUAUAAGUCUGAGUGCUAUUGCUAUUUUCCUUCCUUCCUUCCUUCCUUCCUUCCUUCCUUCCUUCCUUCCUUCCUUCCUUCCUUCCUUCCUUCCUUCCUUCCUUCCUUCCUUCCUUCCUGUUAGAAUGCAAGUCUUGCAAGAUAACUCUGCCAGCUGCCAUCAGUUCGAUCCUGACCGGCUCAAGGUUGACUCAGCGUUCCAUCCUUCCGAGUUCGGGAAAAUGAGGACCCAGAUUGUUGUUGGGGGCCAUAAGCUGACUUCAUAGACGUUUUAUAAACACUUAGAGAGGGCUGUAAAGCACUGUAAAGCGGUAUAUAAGUCUUAAGUGCUAUUGCUAUGAUGUAAUUGAGUCAAAUUGAUGUUUUUCCCAUAGUUGUUAAGCAAAUCAUGUGGUCGUUGAUCAAAUCAGUUAGUCAUUAAGUGAAUCUCUCUUCUCUCUUCAUUGACUGAGCUUCUUGGACGAUCAAGAGAUAUGCCAAAAAA